Endocarpon pusillum Z07020 is the source of this 708-nucleotide messenger RNA. RefSeq lists its product as uncharacterized. The coding region runs from base 1 to 708 and encodes 235 amino acids. The record is from RefSeq and is a predicted model, not a curated record. The transcript is spliced from 3 exons. NCBI's taxonomy places the organism in Eukaryota, Fungi, Ascomycota, Eurotiomycetes, Verrucariales, Verrucariaceae. Gene Ontology annotation, biological process: respiratory electron transport chain.
AUGAGAGGCACUCUACGGUUGCUGGCCAAAGUCCAGCCAUCGAAGAUCUUAGAAGUCGACGCUCCCACUGGCUUAACCGGCAUUCUUACCCAUCCGCAACCCAGACCUGCUCUGAUAUACACUUACAACCAAAUCUUGGACAAACUCAAAGCACUUCCCGAAUCCUCAGUCUAUCGCCAAUCGACCGAAGCUAUCACGAAAUCUCGUUUGAAAAUCAUAGAGGACACAAAGCCGGUAGGGUAUGAGGAGUGGUUAUCAAGAGUCAAAGCCCAGAUCGAGAAAAAUCCUGCCGCCUACUCCCAUGUGAUGCAGAAGGAUGGAUCAAUUGCAUUUUCGGAACCCUUUGAGGCCACGUCAGAAGUCUGGGAUGGCGCAGUACGUGAAGUACUUCCAGAGGGUCCUUCCACCGAAGAGAUGGCAAAUUCGAAGGCUAGAGCGAUCAGGGCAGAGGAGGAGAGAUUAGAGGUUGAAGAGCCACAAAGACCGAGUGAGCUGGAACAGGAGCCACCAUUGGAUGCGGACCAGAUCAAUUAUAUAGAGAAUAAGAUCGGAGCCGGCCUUGUAGAGGAGGUCAUCAUGGUUGCAGAGGGUGAAUUGACAUUGGUGGACGAGAUGAUCGCUGCGAGAGUAUGGGAACCCCUUGAAGAAAAGGCUGCUCCAGGGCAAUGGGACUAUUUCGAACGAGGCACUCACACUGGGACAACCUAG